Molecule: messenger RNA, 1291 nt
Organism: Symsagittifera roscoffensis
Lineage: Eukaryota; Metazoa; Xenacoelomorpha; Acoela; Convolutidae
Product: erlin-1-like
Exons: 1
Coding region: 8-967 (319 amino acids)
Biological process (GO): SREBP signaling pathway
Cellular component (GO): endoplasmic reticulum; endoplasmic reticulum membrane
Molecular function (GO): cholesterol binding; ubiquitin protein ligase binding
Source: RefSeq, a predicted model, not a curated record
UAGAGUCAUGAAUGCCGCUGUAGCGGUUGCGUGGAUCAUCGGCCUCAUGGCUGUCAUGAUGGCCAUAUCGAUUCAUAAGGUGGAGGAAGGACAUGUGGCUGUGUACUACCGUGGAGGAGCUCUUCUGCAUUCUACUGCCGGCCCAGGAUACCACGUGAUGAUUCCAUUCAUAACAACAUAUCGAUCUGUUCAGACUACUUUGCAAACUGAUGAAGUGAAAAAUGUUCCAUGUGGAACAGCGGGUGGUGUUAUGAUCUAUUUUGACAGAAUUGAGGUUGUUAACAUUCUGAACCGCGCUGCCGUAUAUGACAUUGUUCGAAACUUCUCCGCUGAUUACGAUAAAACUUUAAUCUUCAACAAGGUGCACCACGAGGUCAACCAAUUCUGCAGUGUCCAUUCACUGAGGGAAGUUUACAUAGAGCUUUUUGAUCAAAUUGAUGAAAAUCUAAAAACUGCAUUACAGGCUGAUAUUUACCAAAUGGCUCCUGGCCUUUUCAUCCAAGCUGUCAGGGUGACAAAGCCUAAAAUUCCAGAAACUAUCAGAAAGAAUUUUGAAGCAAUGGAAGCUGAGAAGACAAAGCUUCUCAUAUCAGUUGAGAAGCAGAAAGUUGUAGAGAAGGAAGCAGAAACAGAGCGGAAAAAGGCCGUAAUAGAAGCAGAAAAGAAUGCACAAGUGAAUGAAAUCCAGUGGGACCAAAAGAUAAUGCAACAAGAAAGUGAGCGCAAAAUAGCCGAAAUUCAGGAUAAAGCCUAUUUGGCGAGUGAGUUGGCGAAAGCGGAUGCUCUUUUAUAUAAAGCUAAGCAAGAAUCCGAGGCGAACAACUUGAAACUGACUCCCCAGUACUUGGAAUUGAAGAAGUACGAAGCUAUAGGAGCUAACUCGAAGAUUUACUAUGGAGCGGACAUACCUUCGAUGUUUUUCGAAGCGAAUACUCUGUCGCAGAAGGAAAGCACUAAAUCAGCCUGAUUAACCAUUCAACCGUACCUUAGACUGCGAAGAAAUGUGCUUAAAUGACGUAAGUUGCUGUAUGUGACAUUUUCUAUAGCUUUCAAAUGAUUAUUUCUGUUCCAAAUUUCAAAUAAAUCGACCCUGCGUUUGUUCGAGAUUUUUUCUGUGAUUGCUGUUGUUUAUUGAUACCAGUCAAAAGUGUUUCCUAAAAUUUCAGUGUAAGCUGCUAUAAAUUCAUUUAAUCGAAGAUUUAAUAUUGCUUUCAAAUAUUUUCUGUGUUUACCUUUAUGUAUGUUCCCUUCGAUUCUUUCUCAUACUUAUCAAUUUAAAUCUAAAUUUCAA